CGAACAACGGUCUGACGUUGCUGCCUUUGAAAUGGCGUUGAUGCCGUUUAAUACGCUGUUAUUUACUGUAAUUGUGCUCGUUUAGGUCGCUUCAGGCUUUAUUUUUGUGCUUUAGUGUGAACUUCUGAACCCGACCAGUCUAUUAGGGCAUUACAGAGCCGAUAAACAAAAAUGUGGUAAAGCAAAUUGUUAAUAACUGGCGUUGCAUAAUAAGGCCGCAGCUUCCCCCGAGCUUGCGUAGGGAUUACAACGGCUUUUCAAUGCUUGGCCCAACCGCAGCUACACAUCGGUUUUCAAGUGAAUCGCAGCGGACAUGUGUAUCAGUAACAGGAAUCGCAAAGUGAAGAAACAGACUUAGAUUUCCAUUCAACAUUAACAUACCAGCGUUACACAUUUAGGCCUUUAGUUUUAAUUUCUUCUAGCUGACUUAGAUUCUUACGUAUUUGUUUAACACACAGUAAUAGCUUGUUCCCACACAUACACUGAAUAUGGCAUCAGUGCCAGUUUACUGCUUGUGUCGCCUGCCAUACGAUGUGACACGCUUCAUGAUUGAAUGCGACAUUUGUCAAGACUGGUUUCAUGGAAGCUGUGUUGGAGUAGAGGAAGACAAGGCAGCUGAGAUUGACCUGUAUCACUGUCCUAACUGUCAGGUCACUCAUGGACCUUCUGUCAUGCGCAAACGCCGUGGAGGCAAUAAGCAGACAGACGGAGGUGCUGCUGCAGGAAGAGAUCCAAGUCGGCCUGUUAAGACGGGCAGUCCACAGUUUGUUAGAGAGCUACGGAGCCGAACCUUCCCAAAUGCGGAUGAGGUCUUGCUAAAACCGUCAGGCGCCCAGCUGACAGUAGAGUUUCUGGAAGAGCAUUCAUUCAGUGUUCCUGUGAUGGUGCUGAGACGGGAUGGCUUAGGAAUGACCCUACCCCCUUCGUCAUUCGGCGUCACUGAUGUUGAACACUACAUUGGUUCAGAUAAAGAGAUUGAUGUGAUUGACGUGUCUCGCCAAUGUGAUCUGAAGAUGCGGUUGGGAGAAUUUGUUGAAUACUACAACAGUCCCAACAGAGACCGAGUGCUCAAUGUCAUCAGUCUAGAAUUCUCUGAGACCAGGCUGUCAAACUUGGUGGAGACUCCCAAGAUUGUGAGGAAACUAUCGUGGGUGGAAAACCUCUGGCCUGAAGAGUCUGUUUUUGAACGUCCCAAUGUGCAGAAGUACUGUCUAAUGGGAGUGAAGGAUAGCUACACAGACUUCCACAUUGACUUUGGGGGCACCUCAGUGUGGUACCACGUCCUGAGGGGUGAGAAAAUUUUCUACCUAAUUUCCCCCACCCCAGCCAACCUGGCACUUUUUGAGAGGUGGAAUUCCUCAUCGAACCAGAAUGAGAUGUUCUUUGGGGACCAGGUUGAUAUGUGUUACAAGUGUUCUGUCAAGCAGGGAAACACCUUGUUCAUACCAACAGGGUGGAUUCAUGCUGUUCUGACUCCAGUGGACUGCCUGGCCUUUGGAGGAAACUUCUUGCAUAGUCUCAACAUUGACAUGCAGUUGCGGGCAUAUGAAAUAGAGAAGAGAUUAAGCACAGCAGACCUUUUCAGAUUUCCCAACUUUGAGACUGUGUGCUGGUAUGUUGGAAAGCACCUUCUUGAUACGUUCAGAGGUUUGAGAGAAAAUCGCAGACACCCUGCUACUUAUCUGGUUCAUGGAGCUAAGGCCUUGAACAAUGCCUUUCGUACCUGGACACGUAAAGAGGCUUUAGCAGAGCAUGAAGUGGAGAUUCCAGAAACCAUCAAUACUCAGACACUUGUGAAGGACCUGGCCAAGGAGAUUCGUCUGGUAGAGGACAUUUUUCAGCAAAACAUUGGUCGCACUGGACCACAGUUUCCUGGUUCGCCGCUCUCCAAAGCUCCGCUGACCACCUCUCAGAAUUCAGGACGGCCUCCUGGAAAAAAGAAAGGACCCAAGCCCAAGGAGGUGAUAGGAGGCCUUGGGCCUCCAGGAACCAAAAAGAAGAAUCAGAAGGGGCUACUGAAGGCAGAGGCAGGAGAACUCGACCUCAUUGAGAUCCACACUAAACAUACACUCAAGAAAUUUCAACCUGGCAAGUCCAAACACAAGAACAAGUUGGAGCUGCCAUUAGAGGAGUUUGAAGGGAAACUAAAUAAAAGCAAACUGAAGCUUGUGCUGACAAAUGGAAAAAUCCAAGGUAAGAAAGACGGCAGCAGUAACGGUGCGGGAAGUGCUGGAAACUACAAACACCUUGCCACAGAGGGCUCCAGUCUGUCUGACUUGGAGUCUGAGGAUGAGUUGCAGAUUGAUGAGACCCCUCCUCCACGACGCAAACCUGCUGGACCGAGCAAGAAAAAGAAGCAAAGCGGUCUUCCUAGAAAGCUUCCCAGAGCCAAACCCUGUUCUGACCCUAAUCGCAUCCGGGAGCCAGGAGAGGUAGACUUUGAUAUUGAGGAGGACUACACAACUGAUGAGGAGGCACUGGCCGCCCACGGACUGAAGGGUGGUGCCGGAGGCAUUCUGGACUUAUUAAAGGCCAGCAAGCAAGUGGCAGGCUUGGACUCUUCAGCUUUAAGUGAGGAAGCCCCAGCCUCUCCCAGCACCCGUGAUGCUAUCCAGGGUAUGCUCUCCAUGGCCAACCCUCCUUCCUCGUCCUCCUCUUCCUCCUCUUCAUCUCCCUUAUCUAUCUCUGGAGGCUUGACAGAGGGAUUAGGGGUUGUCAAGGAGAAAGGUGGCAGGGCAGUGUGGGUGACAGGAGGGGUCAAAAAGACAGCAAAUCCUGAGAAGAAGCCUGUCAUUGAGCGGCCUGGAAAACGGCCAAUUAAACGACCAGCCCGUCAUCUUAGUGAUGAGGAGAGUCCAGAUGAGCAAGAGACUCUGGGAACUUGUUUUAAGGAUUCAGACUAUGUUUACCCAUCAUUGGAGUCUGAUGAGGAGGAUCACGUCAACAAGACUAAGAUGAAGCGGAAGAAAAACUGGGAUGACACACCUUGGAGCCCAAAAGCCAGGGUGAUGCCCACCCUUCCAAAACAGGAUCGACCAGCCAGGGAAGGGGCUAGAGUCGCCUCAGUAGAAACUGGCCUUGCAGCAGCUGCUGCCAAGUUGGCGCAACAAGAGCAGCAAAAGCCUGCUAAAAGGAAAUACACCAAAAAGCAGCGUCCUCCUCCUCCUGUAGUCACUCCUCCCCCAGUUCAGACUGAGCCAGCCCCACCCUCCCCAACACCUGCUCCAGAGUCUGUAGCAGAUGUCAGCCCAGACAGGAGGAUGGAUUAUUAUUCUGCUAGUCUGUUGGACCAUGAAUAUACAGCAGGACCAGGACCUUUUGGCCCUGGAGGCCCCAGAGGCAGCGGAGCCAUGGCUCCUGGUGUAUUCCUCACUUCAAGAAGACCUUCCCUGUCUCCGCAGAAUAGCAGCUCUCACUCUGGUGCAUCCCCUGCAGGUUUAGCCAGCCAAGGCACAACAGGAGUUGGUCAAGGAAAACGGCCAAAGAAAGGACUUGCAACAGCAAAACAGAGACUUGGAAAAAUUCUGAAAAUUCACCGCAACGGCAAACUUCUCUUGUGAGAGCUGUUGAAAAUGUGGCUGAAGACUCAAUGAGAAUGAAGCAAAUACCUUUGUGAAAUAGGUUUGAAGGAAAUAGAGAUAGUAAUCUAUAUUUUGUACUCUUGAUAAAUUUGUUUACUGUUUUCUCUUGUUAUUGAACCUCACCAUGUCUUGUCCUUCACCAAUUACUCUGCCCAAUUCAACUCACCCACAUCCUCAUCAAGGUAUUUUCAGAAGCAAAUCUGUGAUCAAAAUUGAAUCACUCCAGUGUGCAGGGUUACACGCAAUGUGGUAAAUAAUCUUUAAUGAUAGCUUAUUUGACACUGGUUAUUGGAAAUUGUGCAAAGAAUUUCAAAAUGACAGAUGGACUUUUAUUUAACAUGAAUUGACAAAGCCAAACGGUUUCUUCUGUGUGGGCUGUUUUAAAUGUUGUAUUAUGCAAAGCAACUGUACUGUCCAUCGUACAUUUUUAAAAGGGAAAUAAAACAACACAUUUUUUUAGUCAGUGUAAUGUUUAUAUAGCCCCCAAUUCCACGGACAGACACGUAUGUUCAAACACCGACACACAGUCUUGCAGUUGUAGUAUUGUAUUUAAUUGCCUUUUUACCUCAUACAACACAUUUUUGUGUUUGGCAUUAUGAUAACAGGACACCAAUCUUUACAACAGUAAUCAGUUGUGCAAAAAUCAAGUGUAUGCAUACAUUAGGCUACAUGUGAAUUCUUUUUUUUAGGGAAUUUGUCCUUGAUGUUUUUUUUUGUUAAACUAAUUUUCCUCCAUAUAUUGUAGCUCUUCACCUGAAAUACUAAGCGCUAAACUAAUGCCAAGACUACCACCACAUGAUUCCAUUUAUUCGUCUCAUAUUUAUUUAACAAGGCAUCGUUUUGCCCUCUCAUAGCCUGUGUUAGUGUUUGUUUUUAUCACCUCAUUUUUUUGGCCCCUUUAAUUGUUUUUUCGACCACUUAAAACCUGUACAAAAACGAUAUCCAUUGCUUUGUUAGAUUUUUUUUUUAAUUUGUCAUUGUAAAUAUUUGUAAUAUUUGUAAUUUAUAUAGCUACGUUGAACAGCAGAAAAAUAUAAUGAGAUAAAAAAGACUAGUUUCCUUCCUUCUUGAGUCAGAUGUAGAGAUGUGCUUUCUUACCACAGAAUGUACUUGUCAUAAAAUGUCGGCAGAGGUAUAGAUUUAACUGUGUUAAAACAUUGCGAAGGUGCAGGAUAUGAAUUGAAAUGUAAAUAUAUGUUGUAAUUUAAGUUCUUUUAUAGUUCAAAAACUUUCAAAUUUUUCGUAACAUAACUUGUACAUGAUACAUUGCUGUAUUUGGGAAAUAUCUGAAAUAGUCCUUUUUUAUAUUUGUAAGCAGUAACUGUCAUGCUAAGUUCAUGUUGUCUUGUUAGAGUAAUAUUGGAAGUGUGUUGGAAAAAUGCCCUUGUUAAAUUUCAUCCAUUUAGUUUUAUAUUAAUUAUUGUUGAUAUUCACUUUUGUGUUGGUGUGUACUGUGUGUUUUAAACAUGAUGUGUUUAAAUACGACCUGGAAAAGAUAAAAUAUACCUUGGGCAAAAUGUC
Messenger RNA from Stegastes partitus (bicolor damselfish), 5102 nucleotides. RefSeq names its product PHD finger protein 8 (gene phf8). The transcript is spliced from 22 exons. Lineage: Eukaryota; Metazoa; Chordata; Actinopteri; Pomacentridae. The record is from RefSeq and is a predicted model, not a curated record. The coding region runs from base 489 to 3560 and encodes 1023 amino acids.